Molecule: messenger RNA, 1841 nt
Organism: Lonchura striata (white-rumped munia)
Lineage: Eukaryota; Metazoa; Chordata; Aves; Passeriformes; Estrildidae
Source: RefSeq, a predicted model, not a curated record
AUGAUGGUUUUGAAGCUGUUUGGAAUCAUCUUUUUCUGUGGCCUCCUCUCGCCCUCGCAGGAGGUCUUGUCUGGCCUGUCCUGUGCUGUCAGCCCGCAGGCGAUGCAGAAUGUUCUCUCAGAUGCCAUCAUUCAUAAUGGGCUCAUCCACCAGCACCUGCAGGGUCUUGUUGUUCCCAACAUCAUGGGUGAAGGGAGUCAGCUGAACUCUCCCACCAGCAUCACAGACCUGCACCUCAUCAAGGUCCGGGUGCCCCGGCUGUCGGUGGUGCUGCUGCCAGGGAUCGGGGUCCAGCUGACCAUCGGGGCAAAGCUGCAGCUCAGAGGCAACUGCUUGGUUGGCCUGCUUUCAGAACUCAUUGAUAUCUUAGUGGAGGUGAACAUUACUGCAAACAUUAAAUGCACGAAUUUUGAAUCUGGCACAUUCCAGGUUGUCACUGAAGACUGCCUCUGUAUUCUUGGGGCCAUAAAGAUCAAGGUCCUUUCUGGCUUACUCACCCUGUCAGUGAAUGAGCUGGUGCUUCGCCAGCUGACAGCGACUCUGCCUGCUUUGCUCUGUCCCGUGGUCGAUAUCGUGAUGAACCUUGUGAACAUCCAUCUCCUGAGCACUCUCAAUGCGGUGAUCCCAGUCGGCACAGCAGGAACCAUCCACUACCAGCUGGCCAGCAUCCCCUACACCUCUGGCAAGUUCCUUGGGCUGGAUUUAGAUGGCGUGGUGAAGCAGGUGGGAGGCAGCACCAUCCCCCACGACUCGUCCCCCUCUGCUCUGCCUCCUCUGAUGGACCGGCACCUGCUCUUGGUGAUGCGGCAGAGCUUCCUCAAUGCAGUCCUGUCCCUCCUGCUGCAGCCGCCGCCGCAGACCUUCCCCUGCACGCCGGACAUCUUCUCUGGUGCCAGCCGCCUGCGUGAAGCCGUGUGGACCAUUGCUCCUGCUGGGUGCUCUGCCUGCAGUGGGACCAGUCCUCUGAGCAUCAAACUGGUGUUGAGAGGAAACCCACUCAUCCUCCUGGAAGAAAACAAAGCCAGUGUCAAGCUUUCGGUCCUGAUUCAGCUGUUCAGUAACCGCUUAGACGGAUCCAUCCUCAACUUCCUGCUGCUGAAGGCUGACCUGGCUCUGAAUGUCCGUGUGUCCAUUGUUGGGGGCAGGCUGGUGCUGCAGCUGGCCUUGGGCAGCACUUCCCUCUCCUUGGAGUCUUCCGAUGUUGGCAUCAGUAAUAUCUCCCCCCUGAAGUCCCACUGCAUCAGCUUGCUUGUGGAAACAUUCCUGCCUGUGAUCAAUGGUGCCCUGAGCAUCGGGAUCCCCCUGCCAAAGGUGCUGCGCAUUCCCUUGGUGAAUGUGGAUUUCCAGAUAAAAGCGGGCAUGAUGGUGUUUCUGGUGUGAGCUGCAGAGCCUGAGGCACGGAAAGGACUGUGGGGACAGAGAGAGGAAGAGAGCAGUGAGCAUGGAAUGCCAGGACCAUCAUUAUCUGCUUUUCUUUACUGAACUUGAUUCAAGAUUCUUGAUCAUAUUUAAGACACUUUAAAGUGAAUUGGCUUGUGUGAGUACAGUUUGACACCUGUGUAAGCCUAACCUGACUGGCAGCUCUGUGUACAAAUAUUUAUUUAGAGAAGUUGGUGUGAUUUGGGGGUCACAGUCACAGCAGUUGAAUGUGGUGCUGCAGUGGAAUUGGGAAAUUUGUUCUGAGGUAAAACUUUUCCUGAUAGAAUGAAAAAGUGCAUUUGCAUGUGGCUUCUGAAGUGAAUCUCCCCAUCCUUGUCUAGGAGGGUGUGAAGCACUGAGAGAGAGCUCAGAAUACAUCUCAUGUAACUCUUUUAAUAAAUGUUCUUUUUUAGUGCUUGGAA